Molecule: messenger RNA, 1135 nt
Organism: Arabidopsis arenosa
Lineage: Eukaryota; Viridiplantae; Streptophyta; Magnoliopsida; Brassicales; Brassicaceae
Source: the annotation of a GenBank genome assembly
CACACUACAACGCCAUUAAUCAUUAGCCCAAAAGAGUAAAGAUACAUAAUAAUUUCUUCUAUUUUCUAAAAUCAAUAUGUCAUCAAUCAUGGUCUUGGUCACUAUUUUUACCAUUCUUUUCACGACGUUCCGUAUCUCUCAGGCCACGUCUCGUACUGUAACCUUUCACGAACCGUCGUUGCAUGAAAAACAUGAGCAAUGGAUGGCUCGAUUUUCUCGUGUAUACCGUGAUGAACUCGAGAAACAAAUGAGACGCGAUGUGUUUAAGAAGAACUUGAAGUUCAUUGAGAACUUCAACAAAAAAGGGAACAAAAGCUACAAGCUUGGUGUCAAUGAAUUCGCGGAUUGGACCAACGAGGAGUUCCUAGCAAUACAUACCGGACUAAAGGGCCUAUCAUCCAAGGUGGUCGACAAAACGGUAUCGUCUAGGUCUUGGAACAUCAGUGACAUGGUAGGCGUGAGCAAGGACUGGAGAGCUGAAGGAGCUGUGACUCCAGUCAAAUACCAAGGCCAAUGCGGAUGUUGCUGGGCGUUUUCGGCAGUAGCAGCAGUGGAAGGUGUGACUAAAAUCGCCGGUGGAAACCUUGUAUCUCUGUCCGAACAACAGCUUUUAGACUGCGACAGAGAGUACGAUCGAGGCUGCGACGGUGGGAUAAUGUCGGACGCUUUCAACUAUAUAAUUCAAAACCGAGGCAUCGCUUCGGAGAACGACUACUCUUACCAAGGAUCAGAUGGGAGAUGCCGGUCUAAUGCAAGACCCACUGCACGGAUCAGCGGAUUCCAAACCGUGCCUAGCAACAACGAACAGGCCUUGCUCGAGGCCGUAUCGAGGCAACCCGUCUCUGUGUCGAUGGACGCGAAUGGGGACGGGUUCAUGCAUUACUCGGGAGGAGUAUAUGAUGGGCCUUGUGGGACCAGCUCGAACCAUGCGGUUACGUUUGUUGGGUACGGAACGAGCCAGGACGGGACUAAAUACUGGCUAGCUAAGAACUCUUGGGGUGAAACUUGGGGAGAAAAAGGUUACAUUAGAAUCCGAAGAGACGUGGCUUGGCCUCAAGGCAUGUGUGGUGUAGCACAGUAUGCUUUUUAUCCGGUUGCGUAAGUGAUUUUUUUAAAAUAUACUCCCUCUGUUUUG